ACUUAACGUCAAUGCUAAAUCCUGCCUUUUUGACGUACAGCGUGCGUCGUGGGCAAGUAUUGUAACUGCUUUAAUUUUACAAUCAAUUCUUUGUUUUUUGUAAAACCGUGUUUCUUUUGAAAAGUAAUAGAAUCUAAAUAAAAUGAGUCGGUUCUUCGCAACUGGAACUGACUCCGAGUCUGAAAGUUCAUCUGAAGAGGAACAGGUAGUAAGAGCGCCGGCGCCCGUUUACACGUUCAGUGAUGAUGAAGAAGAAACUAAACGUGUUGUACGUUCUAUGAAAGAGAAAAGAUAUGAAGAAUUGGAAGGAAUAAUUCAUUCGAUUCGUAACCAUCGUAAGAUCAAGGACUUCGCGUCAGCUUUAGCUUCAUUUGAAGAGCUCCAAAAGGCUUACACUCGAGCAGCACCUGUUGUCGCUAAGGAGGAAAACGGUGUCGCUCCACGUUUCUUUAUUAGAGCGUUGACAGAACUAGAUGAUUGGGUCUCGGGAGCAUGGAAUGAUCGAGACAAUAGGAAAACUCUUUCCAAGGGCAACAGUAAAGCACUGACGUCCUUGAGACAGAAACUUCGGAAGUAUAUAAAGGAGUUUGAUGCCGAAAUUUCCAAAUUCCGUGAAAAUCCAGACUUACCAGACGAUGACGACGAGCGCAAAGAUACGUCUUCAUCUGACGAAUCCGAAGAUGAAGAAAAGGUUAAAGAAAAACCAAGAGUUCGCCGUUCACCGGAGCCCCAGCGUGGGCCGCCGCCUCAAGAUGAUGACUCAUCCGACACUUUCGACUGGGGUUCUAGUUCGUCUGAUUCGAGCUCAAGUUCCGACGAUGAGACAAGGGCUGCAACAAUACGAGAGAAAUUCUUAAAGAAGACCACGGAAAGGGAUGACGAUGAGGAGAGAGACAGGCGCCGUGCUAGGCGUGAGAGACGAGAAAGGGUUGGGAAAAUUAGCAAGAAGGAUCAAGCUGAUGACGGUGGAGAAUGGGAGACAGUAAGGAAGGGCGCCGCGACAUCAGAUAAACCAAAAAUGUUCGCUAAGGACAGUGACAUUGAUGCAGCGUUAGUAGUGAAGAAACUUGGCGAAAUCAGUGCAGCUCGUGGUCGGAAAAGAACAGACCGAAGGGCACAACUGGAACUACUUCAUGAACUCCGAACUGUGGCACAACAGCACAACCUCGGUGAUGCUCUCCAGCUCAAACUGCGCGCUGCAACUGUUGCGUCACUUUUCGAUUACAACCCCAAGGUCUCUGAUGCCAUGAAACCCGAAUACUGGUCGCGCCUUGUAGAGAAUGUGGAUCAAAUGGUCACUCUCCUUCUAGCCCAUGAGGAUAUGAUGCUAAGUGAAACAAUCACCGAGGAGAAUGAACAGCUAGUUACUCCACCAUUUAAAGUCAGGGGCUGUCUGCUGACCGCAUUGGAGAGACUUGACGACGAGUUCAUAAAGCUGCUUAAAGAAUGCGACCCUCAUUCCAACGACUACGUAGAGAGAUUGAAAGAUGAAGUAAGGGUGUCCGCUCUUAUCGAUCGAGUCUGCCAGGUCGUAGAACGAGAUGGAAGCCCUCAGGAAAUCUGUCGCGCAUAUUUACGUAAAAUUGAUCAUCUUUACUAUAAAUUUGAUCCUCGUGCUAUCAAGAAAGAUCUGUCACCAGGUGAAGAAACAACUAUUAAAAAGAUGGAACGUCUAUGCAAGUAUAUUUAUGCUAACGAUGAUUCCGACCGUCUGAGAACUCGAGCGAUACUAUCGCAUAUAUACCAUCACGCCUUGCACGACAACUGGUUCCAGGCGAGGGAUCUUCUUCUCAUGUCCCAUCUUCAAGAGAACGUUCAACACUCCGAUCCCAGCACUCAGAUAUUGUACAACCGUACAAUGGCUAAUCUUGGGUUAUGUGCUUUCCGUCGGGGCAAUGUCAAGGAAGCCCAUGGUUGUUUGGCCGAACUCAUGAUGACGGGCAAACCGAAAGAGUUACUCGCUCAGGGCUUGCUGCCACAGCGUCAACAUGAGCGUUCUAAGGAACAGGAGAAAAUAGAGAAGCAGCGCCAAAUGCCGUUCCAUAUGCACAUUAACUUGGAACUUUUGGAGUGCGUCUACUUGGUAUCGGCCAUGCUGAUUGAAAUUCCAUACAUGGCUGCUCAUGAAUUUGAUGCCCGUCGUCGUAUGAUAAGUAAGACAUUCUAUCAGAACUUGCGUGCGAGUGAAAGGCAGGCUUUGGUUGGUCCGCCGGAGUCAAUGCGUGAACACGCUGUGGCAGCCGCGAGGGCAAUGAGGAGGGGAGACUGGCGCGCCUGCCUUAACUUUAUCGUUAACGAAAAAAUGAACGCAAAGGUCUGGGAUUUGAUGGUCGGCGCUGAAAACGUACGUGCUAUGCUCGGUAGACUGAUAAGGGAGGAGUCACUGAGAACAUAUUUGUUUACGUAUGCUCAUGUGUACGCAUCGCUGUCAUUGCAUUCGCUGGCUGACAUGUUCGAAUUGCCGAGACAACGCGUUCACUCUCUCGUAUCUAAGAUGAUCAUUAACGAGGAACUGUUGGCUUCCCUGGACGAUCCGAGCGAAUGCGCCAUACUCCACCGCUCUGAACCAACCAGAAUGCAAGCGCUGGCGCUGCAACUCGCAGAUAAGGUGGGUAACCUAGUAGACUCUAACGAGCGGAUCUUCGAGAAGCAGGGCUCGUUCUUCCAGCGCGGUGGCGCGCCGCGGGGGGAAGGCAGACAGCGGGACAGACCACGCGAGGGCUGGGGCCGCAGGCAGCGCAACAGGCGUCGAGACGACGAGCGCGCUCACGAAGACUAAACCCGGGGACGCCUUACAUAAGCAACAGCUGUUGGCGCAUACGCAGGAAGAGAACACUCAACCUGAACAACCAGGAUACUCGCAUAAUUAAGAAGAAGAAAAAACACCAUAUCAGCACUAUGGAGCACAUUUUUACAUGUUGCAAUAAUAAGUCUCAAGAACUGAGGAAGACGAAAUAUCAGGACAACAACCUUAAGCAAUCUUCUGCAGAUAAAAUAUCUUUGGAUGUUUUUAAUCUUUUUAAUACUCCUUUAUUGUGCCAGUUAUUUUGGUAUAACAUCAUGUGUCCAAUUGUCCGCGAUUGUAAGGAAAUCCAAAAGUACUACUUUUUUUUAACAUAUAUUUUCAUUACUGAAUCUUAGCGCUCUUCUAUACUAUUAGUUUUUAAAUAUGUUGUUUGGUUGUUUUAAAUGUGGCCGUCAUCCGUGCAAAGACGUGCACAGUAUAUUCUGCCAGUGUCAUGUUGAAAUAUAUGUUUUCUUUGAUGAUCCACAUCAAACAACAUCAACAUCUAUGUCAACAUUAGACUUGUAGUAUAGAAGAGCGCUAAAAAACAAUAGUUAUGACCAUUACUUCAUAUUUCACUAUUAUUCUUCAGUUUAUAUGUAUGCUCGCAAUAAACAUAUUUAUCAUUAA
Danaus plexippus (monarch butterfly) is the source of this 3415-nucleotide messenger RNA. RefSeq names its product eukaryotic translation initiation factor 3 subunit C (gene eIF3c). Gene Ontology annotation, molecular function: RNA binding; translation initiation factor binding; translation initiation factor activity. Gene Ontology annotation, biological process: translational initiation. The record is from RefSeq and is a predicted model, not a curated record. The transcript has 7 exons. Gene Ontology annotation, cellular component: eukaryotic translation initiation factor 3 complex. Bases 143 to 2779 code for a protein of 878 amino acids. NCBI's taxonomy places the organism in Eukaryota, Metazoa, Arthropoda, Insecta, Lepidoptera, Nymphalidae.